Trifolium pratense (red clover) is the source of this 5191-nucleotide messenger RNA. RefSeq lists its product as uncharacterized. Bases 237 to 2885 code for a protein of 882 amino acids. The transcript is spliced from 7 exons. Gene Ontology annotation, molecular function: helicase activity. The record is from RefSeq and is a predicted model, not a curated record. NCBI's taxonomy places the organism in Eukaryota, Viridiplantae, Streptophyta, Magnoliopsida, Fabales, Fabaceae.
AAAAGAUGGUUACUUUACACUUUGGACUUUGGUCAUCUUGUUUGUUUUUCCUUUAACUUUUUCAAUAGUCUUUUUCUUUUGACUUUGAUUAUGUACUAUGUUCUUGAAUUGUUUAACAAGACAUACACUUUAACUUUUUCUCUCAUUUUUUUUUCUUUUCAUUUUGUUUUGUUACCUUACAUAUAUGCUAAUUUAUUUUGCUUAAUGAUUGCUUUAGAGUUGAGAAAGAGCAAAGGAUGGAGAAGUUUACCAGUGCAAGUGAAGAUGCUCAUAAACCUAGAAGGCUCUUGGAUGUUGUACUCUCAUGGCCCCUUGAGGAUGUUCUCAACGAAAAUCUUUUCAAAGACAAGGUUCAUAAGAUUCCAGACACAUUUAAGUCAGUAACAGAAUACAAGACAUCUUUUAUUCCUCUAUUGUUUGAAGAAACGCGCACUGAUUUAUCUUCAAGCUUAUCUGGUGUGUCUAAAGCUCCUUUUUGUGAAAUCAAGAAAGUUGAAAAAAGCAGGCAAUUGAAACUUAUGAAAGCUCAAAAGCAAUUCAAACUGUUCCAGCAUACAAUAAGGUUGAAGAGUACAUUUGAUAGUGUGGAAGAUCGUGAAAACUAUGAACCUGCAACUGGUGAUCUCAUUGCUUUCACAAACAUCAGGCCUAAAAGCUUAGAUGACUUGAACACGCGCAAAAGUCCCUACCAUAUCGCAUAUGUUGUUCGGGCAAAAAAUCAAUUUUCGGAUAAAAUCAAAGUUCUGUCAUCCAAAUCCAUGAAUAUGGAUAUUGAACAUGACUUGGGAAGGAACAACAAGCUGAAAUUGUAUGCAGUUUUCCUUAUCAACUUGACAACAAAUGUUCGUAUUUCAGAUGCACUGAAUUCGCGCUCGGAGGGUGAACACCUGAACAUAAUCAAAACAGUGUUGGGCCCACAUCUAACUAGUGGAGAAAACUGUCAAAAUUGUCUUUCGGAAGAAAAUAGUCAAGCUUCAUUCAUCAAGGAGGACUCGAUAAUUCGUUCUCAGAAACUAAAUGAAUCCCAACUAGAUGCUGUUCUGAGCGGUGUAGAUAUGAUGAAUUGCGAUCACGCUGAUAUGAAACUUAUAUGGGGACCUCCAGGGACAGGGAAAACAAAGACAGUAGCAUGCUUGCUAUUUUCUUUACUCAAGCUAAAAACGAGAACUUUGACUUGUGCUCCAACAAAUACUGCAGUGUUGCAAGUGGCAAUUAGGUUGCAUAAGUUAGUUAUGGAUUCACUCGAGCUUGUUACAUAUGGUUUAGGUGACAUUGUGCUGUUUGGAAAUGGUAAGAGAAUGAAAGUAGAUUGUUAUCCUGGGCUUGAAGAUGUCUUUCUUGAUUAUCGCGUACAGGAUCUAAUGGUGUGUUUUGAUCCGAAAUUUGGAUGGAAGCAUAGCUUGCAGUCCAUGAUACAGUUGCUCAAUUCAAUGGAGGAAUCCGCUAAGAAAAAAACCCGUAAGGCAGUAUUUGCAUACAGGCACAAAUUUCGUGAACAAAGAGAAAAGAUGGAGUUCUUAAUGAAAACCUUAUACACUCACAUGCCAAAAUCUCUCAUUUCACUUGAAACAGUGAAGAAAAUGCUUCAAGCUUUUGAUUUGCUAAGGUCGAUUGGAAUUUCCUUGUGGCAAGUCAAACUCAAGCCAAAAUCUCGCAUUCCUACGUACUUCCAACCGUUAUACGUCAAACGAGAUGAGUGCAUUAGCAUACUAAGUUCACUUUCUGGCACAGUUUUGAUUCCUGUAUUUGACAAGAGAGAUAACAUGAGAGUUAAAGUAGGAAAUUUUUGCUUGUCGAAUGCGUGCCUAAUUUUGUGUACAGCAUCAAGUUCAGUUAAACUAAACACAGCAGAGGUGAGCCCAAUUCAAUUUUUAGUAAUCGAUGAAGCCGCUCAGCUUAAAGAAUGUGAAUCAGCAAUUCCGUUGCAACUGUCUGGUCUCCGACAUUGCAUCCUAAUCGGAGAUGAGAGACAACUUCCUGCAUUGGUAAAAAGCAAGAUUGCAGAUAAGUGUGAAUUUGGACGAAGCAUGUUUGAGAGGUUGGUAAUAUUAGGAUACAAAAGGCAUAUGCUGAAUGUUCAGUACAGAAUGCAUCCUUCGAUUAGCUUAUUCCCGUGCAAAGAGUUCUACGAUGAAAAGCUUUCUGAUGCACUUGUUGUCAGGAAAAAAAGCUAUAACAGGCUUUUCCUUGAAGGAAAAAUGUAUUCUUCUUAUUCUUUCAUUAACAUAACCAAGGGUAAAGAGAAACUUGGAGAUGGACAAAGCAUGAAGAACAUGGUUGAGGUUGGAGUUAUUUCUGAGAUAAUCAAAAGCCUCAAUAAAGUGUUCAUGAGGACAAAGAAGAAAGUUAGCAUAGGAAUAAUAUCGCCAUAUAACGCUCAAGUUUAUGAAAUCCAGGAAAAAAUUAAGCAGUACACUCAGGUUUCUAACUCUGACUUCUCCGUUAGUGUCCGUUCUGUUGAUGGCUUUCAAGGCGGUGAAGAAGACAUUAUAAUAAUAUCUACAGUGAGAUCUAAUCAGAGUGGUAAUGUCGGUUUUCUUUCAAAUAGACAAAGAGCAAAUGUGGCUAUGACUCGAGCUAGAUAUUGUCUUUGGAUAUUAGGAAAUGCGGCUACUCUAAUCAACAGUGACUCUGUUUGGAGAAAUGUAGUUCUUGAUGCUAAGAGAAGAGAUUGUUUCCAUAAUGCGAAUGAAAACAAGAAACUAGCCAGGGCAAUUAAGGAUGUCUUGUUUGAAAUCGAACUACUUGAAGAAAUAGAAUCUCCAUUUAAGAAACUAAGCAUUGGUGAAAAAUCAGAAACACCAACUACUUCCUCUAGCUCUAGGCUUAGCAGGCAAGCAAGGAUACACGCGCGCGCUGCACUGUCACUCUGGCCACGCCAAUGAGCACAGUUUCUGCAGGAUCUACUAUCCUUGUUGCUGCAACAAUGGUGAAUGGAUGGAAGGAAUGAAAAGCAAUUGUUUAACUGAAGAAGAUGAAGAUUAUAGGGGAAAAUAGCUCAGUUUUUAUUCAUCCACUUUGGGGAAAAAUUAGUUGAUUACAAACACCAAUAUGAGCCAAGCUCUUUAUACUAGAUCAUCACAAUGGUUGAUGAUUCUCUUAGGCCCUAACCAACUAAUAACUUCCUAACUGACUCUAACACACUCUAACAACCUAGGUAGAACAAAUCUAACUGACUCUAACAAACUUUAUUAACAAACUUCACUAACAAACUAACUAACUUGCUUAAGAAGCAAUUAGUUACACUUUCCCUUUGUAGCUUGCACACCAAGCCAGCUCAUCAACAAUAUGAAUUAGCUUCUAGAGUCUUCUUAGAUUCAACACACCCCCUUAAUUCAUGUUGUCCACUGUCUCAAUUUUUCAAACACCUGUAUUGUUACAGCCUUGGUUAACAAGUCUGCAACUUGCUCUUCACUUCUGCAGUGCAUUAGGGCCAAGUUACCAUUGCUUACCUGCUCUCUUAAGUAAUGGAACCUUAGCUCUAUAUGCUUGCUUCUUCCAUGAGCAAUAGGGUUCUUUGCAAGAUUGAUAGCAGACACAUUAUCAAUCUUCAAAGUAACAGUUUCACACCUGUCUUGACUGAUCUCUUCAAUUAGGUUUUUCAACCAAAUAGCUUGACAAGUGCGGAGUGAUGCUGCUAUAUACUCUGCCUCACAUGAGGAUAAGGCCACUACAAGUUCCUUCUUUGAACACCAUGAUAUUGGUGAUCCACCAUAGAAAAACAUAUAACCAGCUGUUGAUUUUCUAUCUUCAUGAUCACCACACCAAUUUGAAUCUGUGUAGCCAAUCAGCUUGCAUUCUUUGUCUCUAUCACUUGCAGGGAACAUAAUACCAUAGUUUAUGGUCCCUUUCACAUAUCUAAGUAUUCUUUUCACUGCAAUCAAGUGUGAACUUUUAGGCCUUUCCAUGAACCUGCUAGCAAUCCCUACACUGUAAGCCAAAUCAGGCCUUGUAUUGCACAAGUACCUCAGAGAACCAAUCAGCUUUCUAUAGAAUGUAGGGUCUACAUCCUCUUCUUCUGCACACUUUGUUAGCUGUGACCUUGGCUCAGCAGGUGACAAUGCAACAUUGCAUUUGUCCAUCUCAAACUUCUUCAAAAUCUCUGAUGCAUAUCUAGUCUGGUGCAUUAAGAUUCCUUGCUCAUUCCUCAGAAACUCAAUGCCUAGAAAAUAUGUCAUGAGGCCUAAAUCUGUCAUUUCAAACUCUUCCUUCAAGUCACCCUUGAACUCACUAAUAUAAGAUUCAUUGCUUCCUGUGAUAAGCAAAUCAUCUACAUAUAGACAAAUUAUAAUGACUCCCUUUGCAACAUCUUUCUUGACAUACACUCCAUGUUCUGUGACACAUUUCUUAAACCCUAUUUCAUUUAAGAACUUGUCAAUCCUUUUGUUCCAGGCUCUUGGAGCUUGUUUCAGACCAUAGAGUGCCUUCUUAAGUUUAUACACCUUAAGCUCUUGACCUUUCACUUCAUAACCAGGUGGCUGGGCAACAUAUACUUCCUCUUCUAUAGGACCAUUCAGAAAUGCUGACUUCACAUCCAUUUGAUACAUUGGCCAAUCAUUUAGGUUAGCAAUAGUAGUUACUAACCUAAUUGUUUCCAUUCUAGUAACAGGUGCAAACACUUCAUCAUAGUCAAUACCUUCAUUCUGAAGAAAUCCCUUUGCCACUAGUCUUGCUUUGUAUCUGGUUAUUUCACCCUUUGAGUUCACUUUCAGCUUGUAAACCCACUUCACAUCUAUUGCUUUCUUUCUCUGUGGAAGAUCCACCAGCUCCCAUGUUUGAUUGCUUUCAAUUGAAUCCAAUUCUUCUUUCAUAGCACAUCUCCACUUUUCACUUUGUAGAGCACUAUGCACAUCAAUUGGUUCAGAUUCAGCCAUGAAUGCUAAAUGGAUCAACUCACCAUCAUUGUUCACUUGACCAUCUGAGUUCAUUUCACACUCUUGUAAUCUUGCUGGUAGAACUCUAGGCCUAUUUGAUCUUCUCACCUCAGGCACUGGCUGAUUUACUUGUUCUUCACUAACUUCUUCAAUCAUCACACUAGUUGACUUCUUUCUGUCAUUAGUGUUCCAGUCCCAUUCCUUAAGUUCAUCAAUUAUUACAUCUCUACUGAUCACCACAUUGUUGUUGAUUGGAUCAUAGAGUUUGUAACCUCCAGUUGAGUGAUAACCAACCAAUAUCAUCAUUGUUGACUUAU